AUGUGGGUUGGGCGCAAGUGGCGGCCCAUUUGCGAAGACAGAGCCCCAUAUGUGCAGGCUGUGGGAGUUGGCAAGGUGGUUUGCAGGCAGCUGGGGCUGCGCGGCGGCGCAGAGCGCUAUAGAAUGUAUGCCAACUCGUCCAUGCCUGCCGUGGCAACAGUCGCUUGCACCGGCAAGGAGAAGGCGUUGCUGGCUUGCUCCCUGAACCAGCCCACAUCCGCAGAUUCUGAAAGGGGCCUCUGCAAGACUCAUCUGGCCGUUGCCUGUGCAGGCGUUGCCGACAACAUUGUCGAUGUACGCCUGGAAAACGGCUCCACUCCUUAUGAGGGCCGGCUGGAGGUGAAGCUGAAUGGCAAGUGGGGCGUUGCUCGCGAGUGGACAGACGACAGUCUGCCCAUGGCUCGCCUCGUAUGCCAAGAGUUGGGGCUCAAAGGCGGGGCACUCCGCUACGGCGACUACUACGGGUCCGGCGCGUUGCCUCCGCUCAUCAUGGGCCUGAACUGCACAGGGGCAAGGAAGCUGCGGGACUGCCCCUUCUCCGUUGUGGCCCCAAUGGACCCAGUGGACCCGUCUGCACUCUAA
Molecule: messenger RNA, 582 nt
Organism: Chlorella variabilis
Lineage: Eukaryota; Viridiplantae; Chlorophyta; Trebouxiophyceae; Chlorellales; Chlorellaceae
Exons: 5
Coding region: 1-582 (193 amino acids)
Cellular component (GO): membrane
Source: RefSeq, a predicted model, not a curated record